CUCCCCGGCCGCUGACGUUACGUACGCCGCCGUGGCGUGUCUGUAUGGUGCCUGCUGAGAGCCGAACAACAUGGAGUCCUCCGCCUGGCGUCUCCGAGGGAAUCCAGCGAAGAAGACCUGAGAGUGGAGUCAAAAACAACAACAACAGACAAAUAAAAACAGGAGCCACUUUCUCCGCCCGAGCCUCGGAGCGGAGCGGCGAAAAAGCUGCAGCUCCGUCCCGAAACCAUGACGAGCUAAAGCGGACAGAGUCGUCCUCCCCGAGUCGCUAACCCACCAGGCCGAUUCCUAGGAGGAGACACAAUGUAGGGCAAGCUGGUCASCAGUGGGUCUCCAUACUGUCCUCUGGGGGAGCAUGGAGCCAGAUGGGCAACUCAGAACCCCAGGGACCAGCUAUGGGUCCCCACCCUACGGUUCAGAUCACGAUCUGGUCAACCCUGACUUCUUCGACUGCAACUUAGGGUCACAUUCCCCAAAUCUGGGAGAUGGCCUGCCGUCUGGAAAAAGCCCGUGGAAUGUCUCCAUAGAGGAGAGGUCUGAGCAGAGUGAGGACUCUCAGCCUGCUGCAGACCUGCAGAGGGACUCACAGAAGAGUUUCAAGUCUUCAGCCUUCUCGUCGUCCCUCAGCUGGGACUCUGACUCAGAGAAAGAAACACUCGAUGAGGAGGAGCAACAGAACUUUUCUAACCCUCAUGGUCUGGCUGCUCACAGCCCAGGAUCUCCCUCAACUGGACUCAGGCCUGAUAGUGAAGAUGAUCCAGAAUGUGAGAAACUGCAGCACUUCCAUGCAGAUACCCCUGAGGAAGGGAACAGCGACAAGAAUGAGAGCACAAAGACAGAGGAGCCAAAUACAUGUGAGCUCGGCCAAAAGGAAUCGGCAGAAGGCAAAAGCUGGAACGUAUCUGAAGCUUUUCUGUCCAAAAUAAAACCAAAGGAAGGUUGCCAAAUGGAGGAGGAGGUUGAUGGUAGCGAGGGAGAGGUGACGAGAGCCAAGGGAAAAGAAUGUAAGGAGCUCGAAAGAGAUGUUUACACCUUCCCUGGAGACUCAGACCCUGAGAGUCCCCCUCCUGCUCCCUGGGCUCAUUGCACUUUUAUCCAGCGGUGCAGAAAGAAGAGGGUGCUUCUCAGGCCCUUCUCUGGGUUCGGCACGCCGAGGCGCACAUCACCAGAGGCUGGCAAGUCGACAACGCCGGGACCUCCGACAACGAACACUGCUGAGGCGGCACCUCUGAGUCCCGAGGUCUGUGAUUUAGAGGAAGCCGAGGGGAGCGCGGCGAAGAAGACGAGCGAAAGCGCUGAGGAAGAGGAGGGUAGGGAGGAGUCCAGGACCAAAAUCUUCACCUGCGUGGAGUGUAGCAUUUACUUUAAAAAGCAGGUCCACCUGCAGGAGCACAUGACGGAGCACUGUCAGGGGGUAGCGGAGGGAGGCAGGCGCUCGGGAAAGGGCAGCCGUUUGCAGUGCAGCGAGUGUGGCUGGACCCUGCCCACCCGCCUCGCCCUGAUGGACCACCACAGAAAGCACCAGGAGUCCAGACUGAAGAUCCUGGAGGAGAUUGAGAAACUGAACGAAAAGGAAAAGAUGCAAGACACCCAGAUCCAUCAUCCAUGUUCUGACCCGACCGCCGCACAACCCAAUCUGGGUGAAACGUCGGGGCCUGAAACAGGGGGCACGCCACCUUUAUCCCCCGCUUCASUUACAGCGCAGGACACAGAUUCAACAGUCAUAGAUUUGGAUGUGAUUCCUCUGAGUUCAGAUCGAAGUCCGGCUCAGGCACGGACCGCCUCAGGCUAUCGCCGCCGCUUCGUCUGCACCGAGUGCAACUUCAGCACAAAAACGUCCCAGGCCCUGGCAAACCACUCCAAGACUCACAACAGGAACAAAGUCUCGAGCCUGGCCUCCGGCUCCCUGGCGUGCGGCCACUGUGCCUUCCAGACCACGAGUCGGACCCGACUCAAGGAGCACCUCACCGUCGUUCACUCAGAGGCGUCCAUCAGCGGGCGGCGGGAUGACGAAAUCAGAAAAUCCUCAAGGUCUAACCACCUCCUCCCUGACCUCAAAGCCCGACACGACACAACUGAAGGAACCGCCGCUGCAGAGGAAAAGAUGACUGCGGACCCCAGCUGUGGAUGGAGCAGGAGAUCCAGAGCAGGAGGGAAGACCUCCACUGAUGUGUCCGGGUUUGAUCCGGAGGAGGAUGAUGAUGAUGAUGAUGAUGAUGAUGAUGAUGAUGAUGAUGAUGAUGACGGGCUGCCUGGGAAUGAAGAGGAAGAGCAGGAAGAUGAUCACAGCGGAGAGUUUAAUCCUCAGCAUGAGGCCGACUCAAAUGUUGGAGGGAAUCUGCACAGCAGAGCUGAUAACUCUUCACGGAGGCAGAAAGCUACGCUAACACCUGCUAAGCAGCGAAAAAAGAAAAAAGGCAAAGAGGAAGCAGAAACGGACAGAAAGGUUUUCUUCUUGAGGAAGAGGAACAACAGAAUUCCUGCAGCUUCUGCGCAAACCGACAGCGACGACGACGAGCGCGUGCCUCGUUUCCUGCCGGAGGGCAUGCUGGAUGACGACGACAUCGAYGAGGACGCGCUUAAGAGCGUGGAGAGGAAAUGCCCCUACUGCCCCGAACGGUUCCAUAACGGCAUCGGGCUCGCCAAUCAUGUGAGGGGCCACCUGAACCGGGUGGGGGUCAGCUACAAUGUGCGUCACUUCAUAUCCCCCGAGGAGGUCAACGAGAUUGAGAAGAAGUACUCCUAUCAGAAGAAGAAGAAGAAAGAGGUUUUAAGAAUUCAUCUUUCUGAGCUCCCACUUCCGUCACCUCUUCUGUCUCCAGUUGCCAACUUCGACCCGGACACCUUCAGUGUGAUGCACUGCGAGUUCUGCAGYGCCGGCUUCGACACCCGGGCCGGCCUGUCCAGCCACGCCCGGGCCCACCUCCGCGACUUCGGCAUCACCAACUGGGACGUAACCAUCUCGCCCAUUCACAUCCUGAGGGAGCUUUUYUCCAGCCGGCCGGAYCUGGUGAUCCCUACGGGACCCCCACGCAGCUGUGAAAGCUCCUCUGAGGAGGAAGAUGGAGGAGAUCUGGAUGAGGAUGAGAGUGACUCUGAAGAGGGAGGAAUAAUUAGGGUGAAGCUGGAAGGGGAGACCAGCGACAGGAGCCUCAGCCCUUCAGAUUCAGCACAUCAUCAGGACUUAAAGACAGAGGAAGGAGAGGGUGAUGAUGAGGAGGCAGCUGAAGAGGAAGAGGAGGAGGAGGAGGAUCUGCGGUUUGCUUCUCUGGAUGGUCGGAGCUCCAGUCCCAGGAAGGAUAACAGCCUCUCACCCCGGGAGGAUGCAGACACCAAGGUCCGCAGCCUGAAGUGCGAGGUGUGUAAUUCUCAGUUUGGAAGCAAGCGCGGCCUAUCCAUCCACGCCCGCGCUCACCUGCGCCAGCUUGGCAUCACCGUGGCAGAGAACAGCGGGCCGUCCAUCGAGAUCCUUCACAAAAUUGUCAARGAUCGCAGCAUCGACGGCAAAUUCAACAAACUGCUCCUGAAGCUGAGCUCAACGAAGAACACCUCCCUGUCUGCUCCCCMGAAAGAUGAGGAGCCCGAAGACUUGGACAAGAAGCCCCUCGCGCUCUCCGUCGUGGCCAAAGCAGCGAAGCCAGUGCCACCACCUUCCGCCUCCCCCACGCCCACACCUUCUCCUUGUGCCUCUCCAGCUCCAUCUCACUCUGGAUCACCUUCAYCGGUAGUGAAGAAAGCCCCCAUUUCCUCUCUACUGCCUGUGUCUUCCCCCUUGCGCUCCCCCGAGCUCAAGGCUGGGGGAAUAAAAAGCCUGACCUCUAAUCUUUCUGCUGCCUCUACAAUCACAACAGCCAAACCGCUCUGGGCACCACAGGAGAACGACGCUCCUCUGAACCUCACCCUGGAGGCGGACACGGAUAAGGACUUGGUUUGCCAGCUGUGUGGGGCCUGGUUUGAAACACGCAAAGGCCUGUCCAGCCAUGCUCGGGCUCACCUGCGACACUUUGGCGUGGAGUAUUCUGAAUCCAAGGGUUCCCCCAUCAGGCUCCUGAAUGAGUUUAUGGAUACUGAUGACUUUAAGCACAAAGCCAGUGCGCUGGAGCUGGACAGUCCUCCGGAACCGCAGAGCAUAUCUGCAGCACUUUCCUCAUCCAAACAGCCUCUGCUGACACUCUCUUCUUCCUCCUCUUCAUCACUCAUCUACAAGGUGACCACAGCUGGGGGUGGGUCAACAUCCAAAGCUACCUCUUCCUCCUCCUCUGCCUCGUCUUUACCUGGCCCACCCGCCAAGCGUCUCAAAACCUCUUCCAUGCAGGUUUUCCGCCUCAGUAGUGGAGAGCUUAUGGCUGUUCCACACAGUGAACCUCCAAAGGAAAUAGGCUGUGAGUAUUGUGGGGAGUAUUUUGAAAAUAGGAAGGGCCUUUCCAGCCACGCUCGCUCCCACCUGCGCCAAAUGGGCAUUACGGAGUGGUCUGUCAACGGUUCACCCAUCGACACCUUACGAGAGGUCAUYACAAGGCGAGGCCUGCCUUGCGCCCUUCCUCUAAAACCUCUCAAAACCCCACCGCCAUCUUCCCCGAUACCCCCUCGUUCUCCUCUCUCAACCUCCUCAUCUCCCUCGGGUAGCUUCCUCGGCCGCCUUCCCUUUUCCUUCGCCCGCCCCUGCAGCCCUCCUCAGGUGGCGGYGUCCAAGUCCAGCUCAGGUCCUGUGUCGUCUCUGAGCAGCCUGACGCUGAAGCCAAAACCCGAGCCGGUGCAGCUGGAGGUCACCAAGCCAGGGGUGGUGGGGAGAUCUGGAGGCUUUCCUGCUGAAUCUCUUAGCUCUAGCUGGGGCAGCUCUGACAAUGGGUGUCCACUCAACUUGGUCAUGACGAGUGAAGUUGAGCCUUCGAGGGACAUUCGCUGUGAGUUCUGUGGGGAAUACUUUGAGAAUCGCAAAGGUCUCUCCAGCCACGCGCGCUCCCACCUGCGACAGAUGGGCAUCACCGAGUGGUCGGUCAACGGCUCGCCCAUCGACACGCUGAGGGAAGUCAUGAAAAAGAGAGGGCGAGGCGGCUCAUCCCACUUGAACCAGGAAGUGAAGAAAGAGUCGACUCACGGGGCCAACAGCCCCUCGUGGGAUAAUGCAAGCAGCACUGGCAGCUCAGAGGGUUUGGGUGCUUCAAGUUACCAGUCCUCCAAACUCCAUAAAUCUCCCCUUAAUUUGGUCCAAUCCAGAUCAAAGUUCCCAAAGCAGGGCCUGGGCUCUGUGGGUCUAUUUGCGCCUCAGCCUGCAGGCAAGUUUUUCAGGAUGUCCCCACUGGGCAAAAGGCCUUCAUCAGAGGAGGCCGGGGGCCAGAGAUCAGUGGAGAUGGCUCAGUCACCUCCACAUCGACUUAAAACUUUCUCCUCGCUUCCRCACGACUUCUCAUUUAAAAGAAAACCCUCACCAGAUAAGCUUGCACACCAGGACCCUAGCUGUGAGCUGUGUGGGUUCUACUUUGAGAACCGUAAGGCUUUAGCCAGCCACGCACGGGCCCACCUGAGGCAGUUCGGCGUGACGGAGUGGUCCGUAAAYGGGUCGCCCAUUGAGACGUUGAGCGCUUGGAUCCGCAGCCGUCCGCAGAAAGUGCUGGAGAUGCACCGGAACUACAUGCAGGGGAACCGCAACACCCUUAAAAAGCAGAAGGCCCACUCCUCGUCGUCCUCUUCCUCUCAGUGGUCGUCUUCCUUGGCUGUGAGCCUGGCGCGAUCGCAGAACCACAAAAUCAGCCAGAGUUCUUCGGAGUUAGGGGAGGACGAGUCUGGCACCAGUCUCCGGGCAGCGCCCAUCCGGCCCGGUCACAGCAGUCCCGGCUCUUCGCGRCUCAGUGGGAACCUCCCACUUCAAGCACAGGUGGCUCGCAGCGAGCUGAACGUCCGCCUGCCAAGAGGUUUUGAGCGACGGCCUUUGAAGCACCCGUCAUGCCCAGAUGGAGCAGAAAGGGACAGCGGCACUCCAAAGCCCCCACGCACAGGCACCAUCCCCGCCCUGGUGCCCAAACCGCCCUCCUACCCUCUGGUCAAACUGGUGGGCAAAUUCUACACCCUGAAGUGCCGGUUCUGCGAGGUGGAGUUCCACGGCCCGCUGUCGGUGCAGGAGGACUGGAUCAGACACCUCCAGCAGCACAUCCUCAAGAUGAACUACAGCAAGUCGGCUGCUUCCAAAGCCACUCCCGCUGAGCCCCCGAGCUCGGCUGAUGACCCGGCCCCGGCCUCCAUCCCUACCUCCAGGACCACCUCCACCCCGACCCGCUCCACGGCCCCCAGCAGCCGCUCCCCUUCGCCUCCGGCCGAGUGUGCUCCUGCCAUAACUGCCACAGAAAUAGAGCAGGUCCCAGAGGAGAAGCCCGCCAUAAUGUCAGCCCCCAUCCCUGUCCCCCCUCAGAUAGUCUAAGCUCCAGCUCGUCGCCCACUGUCGUAAUUCCACCACUUUCCUUCCUUUGACCUUCACUAAGUGUCAUUCAGGAGGAGCGUUGUUCAUCUAAAGAGCCCUCUGAGCCCUGAGCAUCUUUGAAGCAGCUCUGGACUGUUUUGAAGUCCCGUUACCAUGGGAACAAAAUCGUCCUGGCUUAUCAGUGGAUUGGGGGUGGAUGAUUAUAGGAAGUGUCCAAGGUUAUGAGGAGAGCGUUAGUAAUGUUUUGUGUUUGCCUUGUUUAUAUUGAAUGUUCAGACAUUACUGUACCUCCCCUGACCCGUGGGAGAUUAAGAAGCUAAUGAACCCUUUAUGAAACAGUAAGCCCCCUGUCGACCCCCCCAUGUCCCCUCAUGAACGAGACUUGUGAGACAGCGACCCUUUCUACCAGCACACCGGUUCUAUUGGCUUCAGCCUUUUCAAGUUCCUCAGUGAGAUUUUAAAGGACAUGUCUAAUCACAUCAGUCUCGAGGUUGAGACUUUAAACGUGUGGUAACACUUAGUGUUAACAAAGGCACUUUUUAAUUUUGACAUUGUCACUCAGCACUUAACAAAAAAGUGCAACUUCAAUGGCUUAAGGAGGAAGUCUAUUUCCAAUCGGAGCAAGCAGCAGAAGCACAGCCUGAACCUUUUGAAUCCAACACCGUUCCCCAGAUCUCCAUACAUUUAGCUUGAAUGUAGCAGGAAGCAUCUGCUCUCACUCGAAGACACUCGGACACAAUCAGACUUUCGCCCUGGGCUCAGACGCCACUGAUAGUUGGCCCGGUUGAUUACUGCUCCACAGCUGCUGUUAUGUUGAAGACAUUUCACUUCCUCCACUCACAGUUGCCAUUUUCUUCCUGCCUUCUUUUGUAAAUGUAACCCAAAUAUUUUGUUUAUUAUGUUACACCUGAAUGUGGUAAGUUAGUUGUUUUUAAAAGCYAAGCUAUAACUUAGGAGUGUUUUGAAAACAGUAUGUGUGUUAGGUUUUCAUAGCAAAUUCCCAUUUUUAUUCAAGAAAAAGGUUUUAGUAAACCUGCUUAAUGAAAAGACACUUUCUGUCUACACUACAAGUAUUUAUUAUAAUAGUCUUUUCUCCAUCCUCAAUUCUAACAAAAAGAUUAAAUACCUUCGAUGUGCCACUAGGUGGCAAAAACACCUUAUUCYAGAGCAAUUCAACAGGUGGUCCACAGGCGGGUGACUUCAGUCUGGCCCAUCAAUGAGUUCGUUGAAAUUUUUUAUUUAUUAUUUUUUUCCAGAUUUGAAUAACAAAUAUUUCAGUCAAUGUGGCAAUCCUGUUUUAUAAGUGAAUGACAAUACGAUAUUUCUCUUUCACAAAGCCUGCUGUGAUUUGAUUUCAGUUCAGUUCAUGAGUCUGUAAUUGUUAUGAUGCGAUGUCGUAUGCCCAAUAGGCUUGGGCAUUGAAUUACUGUAUUGAAAUAUGGUGACRGCAUUUAAAAAUUAUGACGCUA
Messenger RNA from Austrofundulus limnaeus, 7884 nucleotides. RefSeq names its product WIZ zinc finger b (gene wizb). The transcript is spliced from 17 exons. The coding region runs from base 356 to 6415 and encodes 2019 amino acids. Gene Ontology annotation, cellular component: nucleus. Gene Ontology annotation, biological process: regulation of transcription by RNA polymerase II. Gene Ontology annotation, molecular function: DNA-binding transcription factor activity, RNA polymerase II-specific; RNA polymerase II cis-regulatory region sequence-specific DNA binding. Lineage: Eukaryota; Metazoa; Chordata; Actinopteri; Cyprinodontiformes; Rivulidae. The record is from RefSeq and is a predicted model, not a curated record.